UGCAAGGAAACGAGGUGGGAGGCCAAACAGAGGAGGGGGAAAAUUUAACAAGCCUAAAGGAGGUAGAGGUGGUGGAGGUGGAAGCAGAGGCGGAGGCGGAGGUGGAGGUAGGAAAGGAGGAGCUCAUCAGUGGGAUGACGACGACGAUGAUUUCAGCCUUGAUUUUGGACCCUCUCGUUCCAGCAGACCUGGCAGAGGACGAAGCGGCAGUGCUGGCGGCGGCAGCAGUGCAGGUGGCAGGGAUGGCGGUCGAGGAAGGGGAGGUAGAGAUCGAGGCAGGGACGGCAGAGGCAGCGGGAAAAGCAUUGGCAAGGCUCUCCCAAGGUCCCUGGCAAGGACCAGUACGUGCCCAAAGUCAGGUGAUGGCGUCAGGCCGGCGGUGAGCACUAUGCCCUUGCAGAAGAUCUUCAUGACUAAUGAGAACCAAGAACAACUCAAGGAGCUGCUGAGGGAUCUGCAGACCCAUGACUUUGAUGAGCCAUAUGAUGAAUCUGGUACGGACUAUUCGGGGGGCGAAGAGAAUGAUGAGGAUUUUGAUGAGUUGGACCACCGUGCGGAAGGCCAGUUUUGGGCCACUAACGACGAGCCUCUAGAGAGAGCAGAAAGCCCAGCAUAUGAGCUAGAGUCUGAUGAUGAACGGCCCACCCCUGAACCUAUCAUCUCCUUAUUUGCCAUAGGAAAACUCUGCAGGUAUGGGUUUGACAGGGAGCGCAGCAAGCAAGCAUUGGAAUCUUUGGGAGGGGAAUUCGGCGCUACUUUGGAACAUCUCCUUCACCAGGUUUUCAGUGAGCGCUACGGCCAGAAAGCAGUUUCCCCUGAUGGCCUUGAAGGGGUGCCUAUGGAUGAGUGUUUGAGCCAGAGGCAGGAAGAAGCUCUGGCUCUCACUGCCAUUUACGGUGAGCGCUUCAGUGAGCGCAUUGCCAAUGCAGUCUGGACAGUAACCCUGGACCUCUCAUUCAUCUCGGACAAUGCUGCCAAGAAUGGUGGGAGAGUCGGGAGUCGAGGUGGUGGAGGAGCUCUUAACAUCCGAGAUGUCUGCCGAUUCUACAUGAAAGGGCAAGGCUGCCGGUUUGGGGACAAAUGCAAGUUUAAGCACCAACUCCUCUCUACAGGGAGAUCUGGGGCCGGUUCCCCAAACCUGGACGGUCCGAGUCAGCCUGGCUUCAGCAGCUAUUCUCCUCCUGAGUAUGAACUACAGGUCCGUUUCCCCAAAGGAAACCGGUACCCAUUUCAAGCACCAAUAGUCGCCUUCAGCACCACCGACGAAUCCAUCAGUGCUGCAGGGAGGCUCAGCGUCACUGAAAGGUUGUUUGGAGAAGCGUUGGCUGCAGCAAGGAGCAGCGAGCCUGUCGUUUACACUCUGAUCACCGUGUGUGAGGAUGAAACUACCAUGAAUGAACUGCUGGCUGCCGGUCAUCACAAAUACAGCACGCCGCCGCCUGUUGUUGUGGUCCCUCCACCGUCUCUUUCUAUAGCAAAGAGUAAGAGUGUGAGGAGCAAUGCUUCUGGGGAAAGCAGGAGUAGUAGUAGUAGUAACAUUACCAAUAGCAGUAAUCAUACCAACAGCAGAAGCACUGCUCCACCUAACAGCCAAAGACCCACCGAUCUGAAAGAGACAGGAGAGGCAGAGGAGCUGGACGAGAGGGAUGAGGAAGAUGAGGAUGAGGCCGUUCCAGUCGAGAAUGAGAGUUAUGUCAAUCUGAGGAAGAAGAUGGUGACUAAGCACAACCUGAAGAUAGACAACCUACUGCAAGAAAAUGGCAAGCUGUGCCGAGAGUUUCAGAAGAAACAGUCAUCCAGGCGUUUUAGGUCCAUGUUGGAGCAGAGGAGGAAGCUGCCGGCUUGGCAAGAAAAAGAAAACAUCCUGGACCUGUUGGACCGGUGCCAGGUGCUGGUGGUCAGCGGGAUGACUGGGUGUGGUAAGACCACUCAGAUCCCUCAGUUCAUUCUGGACGCCUCAUUAAGUGGUCGAGCGGAGCAGGUGGCCAACAUCAUCUGCACUCAGCCCCGCCGCAUCUCUGCCAUCUCGGUGGCCCAGAGAGUGGCACAGGAGCGCGCAGAGUGUCUGGGCAACUCAGUGGGCUACCAGAUCCGCCUGGAGAGUGUCAGGACGUCUGCCACCAGAUUGCUGUACUGCACCACUGGCGUGCUACUGAGGAGGCUGGAGGGUGAGGCAGACCUCAAAGGCGUCACACACGUCAUUGUGGAUGAGGUGCACGAGCGAACAGAGGAGAGUGACUUCCUGCUGUUGGUAUUAAAAGACCUGAUUAUGCAGAGGCCAGACCUGAAGAUCAUUCUAAUGAGUGCAACACUUAAUGCCAACCUCUUCUCUGAGUAUUUUUACGACUGUCCCGCUGUCCAUAUACCAGGGCGUACUUUCCCCGUUGACCAGUUUUUUCUUGAAGAUGCCAUCGCUAAAUCCCGCUAUGUCAUUGAGGACGGCAGUCCUUACAUGCGCUCAGGGAAACAGAAUUUGUCUUUCACAAGUGAACGAAGAAGCAAAGGAGAGCCCAAGUACAUGGUGGACGACUUGGGUGAUGACAUGUGGAACUUCAUGUCUUUCUCUAAGAAAGACGUUGUCAAAGACUCCAUUCCAGACCAGCAGCUCAGCCUGCAGGAGCUCACGAUCAGAUACAAAGAUACUAAGAAGUCUGUGCUGAAGACCAUUUCUGCAAUGGACCUGGACAAGAUCAACAUGGACCUGGUGGAGAGCCUGCUGGAGUGGAUUGUAGAUGGAAAACACAACUACCCUCCAGGUGCAGUGCUCGUGUUUUUGCCAGGCCUGGCUGAGAUCAAGAUGCUCUACGAGCAGCUCAAGUCAAACAGGAUGUUCAACAACAGGGGUGCAAGCAGGUGUGUGGUGUACCCGCUCCACUCAAGCUUGUCCAAUGAGGAGCAGCAGGCAGUUUUCAGCCGGCCCCCAGAGGGCGUCACAAAGAUUAUCAUCUCCACCAACAUCGCAGAGACCUCGGUAACCAUUGACGACGUGGUAUAUGUCAUCGACUCCGGCAAGAUGAAGGAGAAAAGGUACGAUGCAUCUAAAAGCAUGGAGAGCCUGGAGGACUCGUGGGUUUCUCGAGCCAACGCACUGCAGAGGAAGGGUCGAGCGGGUCGCGUGGCCUCAGGGCUCUGCUUCCACCUCUUCACCAGCCACUGCUUCCAACACCAGCUGGCUGAGCAACAGCUGCCUGAGAUCCAGAGAGUGCCUCUAGAGCAGCUCUGCCUCCGAAUUAAGAUCCUGGAUGUCUUUGCUGAGCGGACGCUGGAGUCGGUCUUCUCUCGGCUCAUCGAACCCCCGGCUAUGGGAAGCUUGGAUGCGGCCAAGCAGCGCCUGCAGGACCUGGGCGCUCUCACUGCAGAUGAGAAACUGACCCCGCUGGGCUACCACCUGGCCUGCCUGCCCGUUGACGUGCGCAUCGGGAAACUCAUGCUGUUUGGUGCCAUCUUUCGCUGCCUCGACCCAGCACUCACCAUCGCCGCCAGUCUGGCCUUCAAAUCACCAUUUGUGUCUCCAUGGGAUAAGCGGGAAGAAGCCAAUGAGAAGAAACUGGCCUUUGCUUUGGCCAAUAGUGACCAUCUAGCUUUGUUACAGGCAUAUAAGGGAUGGUGUUGUGCUGCAAAGAAUGGCAACCGGGCCGGCUUCCUUUACUGCAGGGAGAACUUUCUGUCUUGGCGUGGCUUACAGGAGAUCGCCAGUCUGAAGAGGCAGUUUGCUGAGCUGCUGUCUGACAUUGGCUUCAUCAAGGAGGGACUGAGGGCCAGGAUUAUAGAGCGCAUGUGCUCUAACGGCACUGAUGGUGUUGUAGAGGCCACCGGCCCAGAGGCUAACUUGAACUCAGAAAACAUCCGGUUGAUGUCCGCCAUGCUUUGUGCAGCCCUCUAUCCCAAUGUGGUCCAGGUGCGAUCUCCUCAGGGGAGUUACAAGAUGACCAGCAAAGGCGUGAUGAAGAUGCAGCCCAAAGCCAACGAGUUCAGCUUCAUGACCAAGAGCGACGGCUGCGUCCACGUGCACCCGUCGUCAGUCAACUACACGGUUCGCCACUACAACAGCCCCUACCUAGUCUACCACGAGAAGGUGAAAACGAGCCGUGUUUUCAUCAGGGACUGCAGCAUGGUGUCAGUCUACGCACUGGUGCUGUUUGGAGGCGGGCAGGUCAACAUGGAGCUGCACAAGGGAGAGUUUGUCAUCUCUCUCGAUGAUGGCUGGAUCCGAUUUGCUGCCGCUUCUCAUCAGGUGGCUGAGCUGGUGAAGGAGCUGCGCUGGGAGCUGGACCAGCUGCUAGAGGACAAAAUCAGGAACCCGAGCAUGGACCUGUGCACCUGCCCCCGUGGCUCCCGCAUCAUCCGCAUGAUAGUCCAACUCAUCUCUACGCAGUAGAGCGCCCCCUUUUGACCCUUUUUCUGACCCUCAAGGGCUUAAAUGCAUGGAGCGCUGCAUUAAACAUGUCUUUCUGCUCCUGCAUCACUGCCACAAAGUGAUUUUAAUAACAUGUUACUCUCUCUCUCAUUAGUUAGGAACGUCGAGGUCAAAAACCCCGAUACUGGUUAGAAUUUGUAUUCUCUUAGACAGACAGAUCAGCAGGGCAGAUACCCUACUUGAAGUGAUGUCCUCUGGUUAAAGUACAGACACACCACCACCCUGCUGCCACCAGACACUUAAGUAUCAGUUUACACAAAAGACAAAGCUGUUAUUGUGUUGUUACUGUAGAGGCUUCUUAAAGCAAAUUUUGCCUUCAAAGAAAAAACAUGACUAUGCAGGUGAUCCGCAAACCUCCUUCAUUGUUAUUGCUACAGAAAAGCUUAUUUUGACACUUUUGGAAUGCAACUUGUGAGAUGUCAUGCUACUACUGUAUGUGCAGUAAAUUGGCACACAGUUUGAUUGUUGAAUUUGAUGUCAGAGAUAAUUUGCUUGCAGUGCAUUUUUAUUUUGGGUGUUGUGUGUCAAAAUUGAGAGGUUUCAUGGGUCCAUAUUGGAUUUCUCAUUGUCAGUGACUGCAAUCUUGUUGUGGCUGUGGAUAUUUAUUGAUAUUGCAUGAUUGGGAGGCCAAGAGCUUCUGCAUGAUAUUCGGUUGUGUAACAUUUCCUGAAUGUAUAUAAAUGUCACAGUGAUGUCAAAACUACAUUUUCACAAUGUGAAUGCAAGGGCUUUUUAAAUCAGGGGAAUUUGGUGAUAAUUGCCAAAGAAUUUGAAAGCUAAUUGUCUUAACAAGUGAUGAAUUCCACUGCACUAAUAAUAAAACGAAGAUUUAGCUGGC
Molecule: messenger RNA, 5255 nt
Organism: Micropterus salmoides (largemouth bass)
Lineage: Eukaryota; Metazoa; Chordata; Actinopteri; Centrarchiformes; Centrarchidae
Gene: dhx57
Product: DEAH (Asp-Glu-Ala-Asp/His) box polypeptide 57
Exons: 23
Coding region: 389-4378 (1329 amino acids)
Cellular component (GO): intracellular anatomical structure
Molecular function (GO): metal ion binding; RNA binding; protein binding
Source: RefSeq, a predicted model, not a curated record